AUGGGACGUAAAAUAAGAACGGAAUUUUUCGAAAUGAUGGAUGUGUCGUCAAUUCAGUGGAUCGAUUGGACUCGAAACAUGAUAAAUUUUCCUGGAAUGGCUUUCUUAUUUCUCACGUCACAUGCAAGUGCCCCUGUCCAGUACAGUCACCAGGCCAUUUCUGGCCCGGUGACUGUACUGGAGAGCAAGUCCAAAAUACUGGAGAGGCAGGCUGCGGUCAUCUUCCUCCUUCAGCAUCUCUGA
Molecule: messenger RNA, 243 nt
Organism: Anisakis simplex (herring worm)
Lineage: Eukaryota; Metazoa; Nematoda; Chromadorea; Rhabditida; Anisakidae
Source: the annotation of a GenBank genome assembly